This is a messenger RNA of Durusdinium trenchii, 1875 nucleotides long. Lineage: Eukaryota; Dinophyceae; Suessiales; Symbiodiniaceae. The record is from the annotation of a GenBank genome assembly.
GAUUUGCUAGUCCUCCUAUCCAAACGAACGGAGGACUAGUGACGAACGGUGUUUACUCCAAAAGCGCCAGUGCUGUGGCUCCCAAUGCGCCACAAUACUUGUCUCAGCACGCAUGAAGCGGUCGCACUGCAUGAAACGGUGUCGCCCGCCCGCUGGUGCGUGACACGGGGCGACGUGCGGCAGCUGCAGCGCGAGAUCCACGCGGCCAUCGCCCGGGGAAGCCUCCAGACAGACGGCAGCGAAGAUGAUGGCAACAGCUCCUGUGCUGGGCGACACGAGUUCGGCCCCAGCAUUUACAUUGUCAAUGAGCAGUACAUCAAACCAGUGACUGCCGAAGCCGGAAAGAUGAGUUGGGCCUUGAUGCGCAAUCCCGAGGGCUUAGAUUGUGAUUUGUUCGUCAGCCAUGCUUGGCAGGAAGGCAUCUUUGAAUUCCUCUCCAAACUCCGUGGAUCAUGGCCCUGGCGUGCACAGCACGCAUGGUGUUGCAUGCUGGCAAAUCCGCAGCAUUUGAACAUCAGCUCGAUGCUUCAAUCACCUAGAGCUUCGCCUUUUGCACUGGCCUUGCAGUCGUCCCGCUAUGUGCUGGUCAUCCCAAAUCGGCAGCAAAGCAUUUAUUGCCGCCUUUGGUGUGGAUAUGAGGCCUAUGUGGCCUCUCAAGAGGACAAAACCAUUCAAAUUGCCGCUGCUUCAGUGUGGUCAGGAUUUUGCUGGACGGUUCUGUUAUUCGCAGCCGUACCACUUUCCUUGGGACUUCUUGUCGGCAUCCUGGCAAACAUCAAAGCCUGGGACAUAGCUCCGGGAUGCAUGAUCGUCAUUUGCAUUGCGGCCUUUUGUACUGCCUACGCCCAUGGACGUUUGCGGCAGGUCGCCAACUACGCUGGACUGGCCGCAGGCAUGUGCUUGGAAGUGCACUAUGACUACGACGAGUUUCAUGACUUGGGCAUCCGGAUCUUUGAUGGACAUUUCACUUUUGCAAGUCUAUUUUUGAUCGCUGAGUUUGACCGCGUGCGGAGCCUGCAAAUUGACCGCGAGGGCCAGCAGCUGCGGAAGCAAUACGAUGGUUCCAUCCGCUUUGCCAGUUGUUCGCAGGAGACGGAUCAGCGAAAUAUUUGGGAUGAAAUUGGAGACAAAGUUGAAGAAGUUGAUCGUGCCAUUGAUGUGCUCAUUUCAGCAGGCAUGUCAUCCCCUGCUUUGCGUACUGCCGCAAAGUCUGGUGUGGAUGUCAAAGGGGCGGGACAUGCAGAGCUAGCUAUUGCAUUCACGGUCCUUGGUCCUUUGCAAGGGGUGAAUAUUCUUCAAACCAUCAAACAGCCUUGGCCGAGCACUUGGUUCGGCCGGGCCAUGAGCAUUUCUGCUGCGGUGGGUUCGCUCGCACGCUUGACGCUGACGAUCAUCUUAUGCUUCAGUCCGACGGACCAGCGUCGAUUCAUCCUCAAGGUGCUCACCAAACUGGUCGCGACCGUGCUGUUCCUCCUUGUCUUCUCAGUGAUCACCAUCGUCUUCGAGUGGCGAGGUGCGGCCGAUGCCGUGUUCGUGAUGUUGUUCGUUUUGGAUGUGAUUUUUGUGCUCUCCCUCUUCUUUGGAGCUCUGGGCAUUGAUGGCACGCUGGCUCUUCCAGGUGGGACAUGGAUCCUGCAGUAUUUCCUUCGGCGCCAGGCGGACGAGUGCGAUUCCUGCGGCGCCGCCAGGAGCGAUGAGAUGGAGACAGACGAGGAGUCCAGUGAAGAGGAGAGCGUGCCCGGCAGCGGGCCCAAUUCACUUGUACAGGGAUCUGCUUGAUUUGAGUUUGGCUUCGGCCGUGUGCCGCGGGCAGGCCUUGACUCAGUGGCAAUAGGUUGAAGGGAUCCUGGCCUGAUGACCUUGUGAGGUCCCCCC